Messenger RNA from Didymodactylos carnosus, 468 nucleotides. Lineage: Eukaryota; Metazoa; Rotifera; Eurotatoria; Philodinida; Philodinidae. The record is from the annotation of a GenBank genome assembly.
AUGAAAUACCCUAAGUUGAUUGUACAAUUAACACAAUCAUUGGCUAAUUUGCUCAACUGUCUUAUUGAUUGUAAGAAAUUAAUUGAAAAGUUUACAAAAAGAUCAAGUUUAAUUCGUGCACUGACUAGCAGUACCUUUAUUGAAGAAUUCAGUGAUUUAAAUAAUCGUCUAUGUCAAUAUGGUAUUGAUUUAAGUUCAAGUGUUAAUAUAACUGGUAUAUUUGGUAAAAAAUAUAAUGAAAGUGAUCAACAAGUACACAUCGAUCGAAAACAAGAUUUGUUACCACUGCAGCAUAUCACGCAACCAUUAGAAACGAAAUCUUGUUCCUCAAACAAUUCAGAUUUAAAAGGUGUCACUCUGCCAUCGUACGAGAAUUACAUCGGAUUUGAGACUUUUAUAUUCGAUGAGGUAUCGCCACGUUCACCCUCAUAUCGUCUUUAUCCCAAGAUUUAUUCCGUGGAGAAUUAA